Molecule: messenger RNA, 1335 nt
Organism: Chlorella variabilis
Lineage: Eukaryota; Viridiplantae; Chlorophyta; Trebouxiophyceae; Chlorellales; Chlorellaceae
Exons: 3
Coding region: 1-1335 (444 amino acids)
Source: RefSeq, a predicted model, not a curated record
AUGGGCGGCGGCGGGGCGGCCGACGAGCCGACGCAGCUCCAGGUUCAGCUGGAGCGGCUUCGGCAGCAGCUGGCAGAGGAGCAGCUGCUGCGGCGGCAGGCCGAGGAGGCGGUGGAGGUGGUGGCUGCAGACCGCAGCCGGCUGCAAAAGGCGCGAGACGAGCUGGCUACCGCGCUGCUGGCGUGUGAGCGGCGUGCCGCCGAGGCAGAGGAGGAGCAGCUGCGUGCCGAGGCGCAGGCGGCGGCGCUGGAGGCCGCGCUGCGGGAGCAGCAGCAGGCGGCAGAGGCGAGCGCGGCGGCGGCCGCUGCCGCGGGGCCCCUCUCCCCAGCCACCGCCGAGCGGCUGGGAAGCAGCGCCGGCGUGGCGGCGGCCGCCUCGCGCUCGCUGCGCCACACGCAGAGCAGCAAGAGCGACAGCGGGCUGGCUGCCGACCUGGACAUCCUGCUGGCGGAGCUGGACCAGGAGCGGCAGCGCAGCGAGGAGCUUGUGCGCACUCUGGAGGCGGCGGAGAGGGAGGCUGUGUCCGCCACCGAGAAGCUGCUCAAGGCCCAGCAGCGCAUCAAGCAGCUGGGGAGCGGGGGCAAGGGGCGCGGCCUGUUUGGCGGCAUGAAGAAGUCAGCUUCCUCCGCCAGCCUGCCGCCCGGAGGGGCCGGCGGCGCGGCCGGUGCCGCGGCGGGCGGCGAGGCCGAGGCCGAGGAGACGGCGGCGGUGCUGCAGCAGCGCAUCGUGGCGCUCAAGGCCAGCCGGGACAAGCUGAUCGGCGCCUUUGAUGCGCAGGCCGCGGAGAUCGAGCGGCUGUCGGGGGACAACGCCGCACUGGCAGAGUCGGUGGCGCAGCUGCGGGAUGUGGCGGCCAAGUGGGAGGCGCAGGCGCAGGACAGCCUGUCGCAGAACGAGCGGCUCAAGGACUUGCUGGAAGAAAGCGCGACGUGGAACCUGGCGCCGGCCGCCCCCUGCGGCACCGGCGGCGCGGCCGGCGGCGGCGCCAACGGCCGAGCAGCAGGCGCGGCAGGGAAAGGGGCAGGAGCAGGCAGCGGAGAUGCGGGCAGGGGCGAGGAUGCCCUGGCAGCGGUCGCUGCGGGAGGGCAAGGCGACCCGGCCCACCUGGCUGCGCUGUGCCAGCGGUUUCAGGAGGAGCUGCUGCUGGAGAAGGCCAGGAGUGCUCAGCUGGACAUGCAAGUCAGGGCGCUGUGCAUGGAGCUGACGCGAGCAGCGCAGAGCAGCAGCCAGAUGCAGGCGGCGCUGAUGCCGAUGCUGGGCGGCAUAGAGGCGCGGCUGGUGCAGGUGCUGGGCAUGCGGCCGCGCCCCGCUGCGAUGCAGGCUGCAUCGUCAUAG